Molecule: messenger RNA, 5028 nt
Organism: Chlorocebus sabaeus (green monkey)
Lineage: Eukaryota; Metazoa; Chordata; Mammalia; Primates; Cercopithecidae
Source: RefSeq, a predicted model, not a curated record
UAGGGGGCGGCUGUGUGGUCCUAGCUCCUUGCAUCUUUUUCUAGGCCCAUCAGCCUCGGGCCAGGAGGCAGAGGCGUUUUAGGCUCCGAAGUCUGAAGCCGGGAGGGCAGGCAAGGGAGACAGCUUUUAACCAAAAAAAGCCCUUGUGGAUAGUGCCUUAGUGCCUUUGGUCGUGAAGGAGGGAGGCCACCGGCGGGUUUAUGUGGCUUCUGCCCGAGACGGCCGUUUUUCCCGUUAUAAGCGGGGGAAGAUGAAAAUGGCCGCUGCGUCCCCGCGGUGUUGGGGGAGGGGAACGAUAUCUUAUUUCGGCGUUGCUCUCCUGCGAAGGUCCGCCGCAGCCAUCUUGGGCUGGCGGGCUGGGCGCGCUGCCAGAGGCACAAAAUGGCGGAGGAGCCGCGCGGCAACGCGGGCUCGACCCGCCGCGGGCCGCGCUUCGUAAGGUCGCGUGGUGGGGUGGAAUGAGACAGACGACGUUCUUUGAGGUCUUUGGGCCGGUGUUUAGGUUAACGAAGGACCGUCUUUGCCUCCACGGAAAGGACGGAGUCUGGGAUGUCCUUGGGGCCUCUUAAGAUGAAAACUAAUCUGAGGCCGACUAAGUUUGGGCCCGUUAGGUGGAGGGGAUUGCGUGAGGGCUUUGUGUUUGGCCUAAAUGAAGCGCUUUUCUCUGAUAAAGGACUUCCCAGGCAAAAGUCUGUAUCAGUAUUCUGUUAGGACAGACCACAAAAUCGCUAAGAUUAUUUUGUGGACAUCGCUUUUCCACGGGAUUGUGAAGGAGAAAUUGGCGGGCAACAAUUUAUGGCGCCGUUAUUUCCUUUGUUUUGAGGCGUUCUAAUACUUAGAACCACAGCGUGUGUUGGGUACACUUUUCCUUCCCUUAAGUUUCCACCUUUUAAAGGUGUUUAGUGAGGGUUGAUUGAAUUGCAGGAACAAGACAGUUCUAGGAUUUAAGCAGCAUAGGUAGCUGGUCUGUGAGGCUCUGGGUAUUAGAUUCGGAAAGCAUUGAAUGGUGCGAAGAUACGAGGCUUGCUAGAAUUAAGAGAAAUGUGUUAGAAGGGUAAUAGAAAAGCACCAUAGAAAUUGAUUUUUGAGGUUGUUACGGGAAUAAUUUGUGCUUAAAAAAAAAUUGUUACCUAAGUUUCCCCUUGUUGGUAGAGCUACCUUAAGAUCUGAAUAUGAUUUGUCAGGUAAAUAAGAUUAUUAAAUGUCUUAGCAAACUUUUGAUUAAGAUUUUAGAUGAUUCGUUAGAGUAUUUUAGGAAGAAGCUUUCAGUGAUGAAGCGUGAGUUUCCUGUGUAAUUUUGGAGCCCAAACUGCUUAAUUUGGUUUGAACUAAUCAAGCCUUGCGUUUACAUAUUCGGAAGAGCAUAGAGUUUUUAGUUUUUGAUGUUUUUCCCUGAGCUGGCUGACUGCAACGUCACGAGUGUUACAGAUUUUUUUUUUUUUUUUUAAGUUCUUGCUUUCUUGGGUAACAAAGUUGGGAUUGAGCUCAAAAGUUGUUAAAAAGUCGUGACUUCUGUUCUUUGGCAGUUGAAUCUGUUAAAACUAGUCAUAAAGUCUUUUUGUUAUUAAACAGAACAAUUACUGAGUACCUUUGUACUCCUUCGGAAAUACAAAAUGACUGGCUUCUGACUAAAGGAGCUCUCGGUUGAAUACACGUGAAGAAAGCUUGAGAAUGGAAAAUUGCCCAAAGAGUUCAUUAGUAUAUUUUACGUGAGAAAGGAAACAAUUGAAACUGGGUUCCAGUUUGAGACUCGGGUCAAGAAAAUUUGAAAUUUUCUGAUUGGUUAUCUUUUUACUAGUAAAAGUACAUUGUGUUUUUCACAGUCUUUGAAUUGUGAGGGAGGUUAACUUAAUGUGAUAAAAAUUGAAAUUAUUUUAUUACAUGAGUCUUCGCUUUCUGGCCGAGAUAUCUCAACUUAAAAGUUGUGAAGUACUUCCAUAUUGUUGUGUUUGGUGUUUGUGUGUUUGUGUUCCAAUUGGAACCUUUAAGGGUUGGAAUACACCUGAAUCAAACACGUGUCUAGGCUUCCAAAGCAAGCUUGGGAAAACCAUAAAGCUCAGUGGAACAGUUUAAUCUUAGACUUGCCUGUAUGAUGCUUCUCUGGAGCCAGAAAAAUGAGUGUCAUUCAACUCCAGGCUUCUGGACUGGGUCUUAAUGUAAAUCACUAAUCUCUUCAAAUCAGUGAAAUUCUCCCUUAUUUAUCUGUCUCUAAUCCAAGACAGUACCACCCCUCUGUGCCCCACCUUUUUCAGUGACUAGGAGUUUGUUGUGUCCCUCCCCUAUAAGGUUGGGUGUGUGUGAUAAAUUAUUCUCAGUUUGAUCACUCAGUAGAAUACAUUUGGGUGGAUAUAAUAACAUUUAAAGAACUGGUGUGUCCCUCAUCCCUUGUUGGUCUGUGGGAUUUAUUCCCCCAUCUCAAAGGUAAUAGAUUUACACUAAAAUCUGUCUAUAGGGGUCUAAUUAGCAGACUUAACCUGAUCUGGCCAAACCACUUUCAAAAGUAAGAUCUCAUUUUCAUCUCCAGAUUCAAGCCUCUUCCCCCCAAAUUGCUUGCAUUUUGUAAAGGGGUUGACUAGCACCCUUUCUUUGCAAAAAGAGGCACUCCUAGCCGUUAAGUCACAAUUACAAGAACUUGAAUAAAAAGUUGAUAGAAAGUUUAGAAGUGCAGGGUAAUCUAGAGCCCAAUAGUGGUCACAGCGUGUAGGGUGUGUGAGAUUUGUAUGUUGGUCUGGCACUGGGUGUAAUGUUCUGACCCCCUCAACUUUGUAACGAGUUUCUAUAAGUGAGUGUUUACUAAAGGAAUCCAAAAACUAAGGAGAUACUGAUGUAUGCACUAGAUGUUAAAGAAAAUGUUUUGACCCAGCAGAUACUCUGAUAGAAUACUGGUUGUUAAUUUUUGUAGAACCGAUGUGUUUGCAACAUAGGCACAUUAUCUUUAUCAUUAGAGAUGAAUAGCAGCAUCUGGACACCAACCCAUCAAACUGCCUUUCAAAUUCUGCAGUUUUUCUCUUCUUCUGCUUAAUCUUGGGAUGUCUUUUUGUAUUCCUUGGUUUUAGCUCCUGAACUCUAAAUUCUAAUUUUCAAAACAUCUCUGAAUCUGCUUCUUUCUAAAGAAUUGUAGCCAUCUCACCAAAUUCCUUUAAAGGAUUGAAUUGUCAAAUAGGAAAUUGUAUUGUUGUGAGUCUGGUUAGGUUUAUCAGUCUCUUGAAACCAGGUUGAAAUAUUUUUUUUUCUUGGUUUUAAACAAGAAUGCUUUAAUAUUGUGGAUAUUGUCUGGAACUAGAACGUGACAUUUUCAAGCUGACAUUACAAGUGAUUUUAUAAGGUUAAUGUUGAAGAAGGAAAAUGCGGAAGUCGUCAUUUGACAAGUUUUAUAAAUGAGUAUUUGAAGCUCAGGAAUAAGUGAAGCUGAAAUUUGAAAAAAUAAAAGAAAGAAUGCAUGCUAAUUAUCAGACCAGAAGUCCCACUUGUAGAAUAUUGAGCAAUUUGUGUGAAGUGGGGAAGAUGAAAGAAGUCAGAAUUUGAAACGGAAGAAUGAAGAAAAGAAAUAAAAAUGAAGUUAAGAUAAGAAGUAAUCUGGAAUCAGAAAGCACUACGCUAAGAAUCCCGUUCUGCUUCCAGAAGUGGAAGUGCUCACGGAUCGGGGAAAUCUGCAAGGCAUACCCCUGCAAGGUCUCGCUCCAAGGAAGAUUCCAGGCGUUCCAGAUCAAAGUCCAGGUCCAGAUCUGAAUCUAGGUCUAGAUCCAGAAGAAGCUCCCGAAGGCAUUAUACCCGGUCACGGUCUCGCUCCCGCUCCCAUAGAAGAUCACGUAGCAGGUCUUACAGUCGAGAUUAUCGUAGACGGCACAGCCACAGCCAUUCUCCCAUGUCUACUCGCAGGCGUCAUGUUGGGAAUCGGGCAAAUCCUGAUCCUAACUGUUGUCUUGGAGUAUUUGGGCUGAGCUUGUACACCACAGAAAGAGAUCUAAGAGAAGUGUUCUCUAAAUAUGGUCCCAUUGCCGAUGUGUCUAUUGUAUAUGACCAGCAGUCUAGGCGUUCAAGAGGAUUUGCCUUUGUAUAUUUUGAAAAUGUAGAUGAUGCCAAGGAAGCUAAAGAACGUGCCAAUGGAAUGGAGCUUGAUGGGCGUAGGAUCAGAGUUGAUUUCUCUAUAACAAAAAGACCACAUACACCAACACCAGGAAUUUACAUGGGGAGACCUACUUAUGGCAGCUCUCGCCGUCGGGAUUAUUAUGACAGAGGAUAUGAUCGGGGCUAUGAUGAUCGGGACUACUAUAGCAGAUCAUACAGAGGAGGAGGUGGCGGAGGAGGAGGAUGGAGAGCUGCUCAAGACAGGGAUCAGAUUUAUAGAAGGCGGUCACCUUCUCCUUACUAUAGUCGUGGAGGAUACAGAUCACGUUCCAGAUCUCGAUCAUAUUCACCUCGUCGCUAUUAAAGCAUGAAGACUUUCUGAAACCUGCCCUAGAGCUGGGAUAUUGUUUGUGGACAAUAUUUUUUAUUGUCUCUUGUUUAAAAAGUGAACAGUGCCUAGUGAAGUUAGGUGACUUUUACACCUUUUAUGAUGACUACUUUUGGUGGAGUUGAAAUGCUGUUUUCAUUCUGCAUUUGUGUAGUUCGGUGCUUUGUUCAAAGUUAAGUGUUUUCAGAAAAGUAUGUUUUGCAUGUAUUUUUUUACAGUCUAAAUUUUGACUGCUGAGAAGUUUCUAUUGUACAAAACUUCAUUUAAAAGGUUUUUCUACUGAAUCCAGGGUAUUCUGAAGAUCGAAGCCUGUGUAAAAUGCUACCAAAUGGCAAAAAGCAACAAUAAACAGUUUGAUUUUUACUUUUCUUUCUAACAUAUCAAUGCUUAGCAGAACUAUUCAGAUUAAGUUGUCAGUAGUAAAUUUAAAGACAAAUGCCCAUUUUCCUCCAGUCCAUGAAACAUACCAUACUUAUAUAACUGCAACUAAAUGUUAAAAAUUAUGCUCUGUAACUCUGUACUGCUAGUAUUAGAACUAAAAACCUUAAAAUACAGCCAGUGCUUAAUGCUUA